AUGCAAAUGAGCUCACUUGUCUCCCUUGUUCCAAAUGUGUGUACCACGCGAGGUUCUUGCUCCAUAUCGUCUUUGAAAAGCGGGAUUGCUAACCAGCGUCUUUGGAAGGGAGUUAUUUCUGUGAUAAUGGGUGCUGGUCCAGCACAUGCCUUCUACUUUGCAACAUACGAGGAGUCCAGAAGGACUUUGGAUACAUUUCUCCCCCCUUCCGUUCCCUUGGUUGUAAAGACAGGCGUUUGUGGCUCCCUGGCCACCAUGGCCUCAGAUGCCCUUAUGAAUCCGUUUGAUGUGAUCAAGCAAAGAAUGCAGGCGCUCUCGGUAAGCACAUCUGCAUCUACGUCCACAUCGUUUCUCUCCACGGCACUGGGAAUUGUGCGGAACGAAGGCAUUUUGUCUCUCUAUGUUUCGUAUCCUGUUACUCUGGCGCUAAACAUUCCAUUCCAGGCUAUCCAAUUUAGCGUUUACGAGCAAAUCCACGAUAUAUUUAACCCGACACAUCAGUACUCUCCCAAAUCGCACGUCAUUGCCGGUGCGGUUGCGGGGGCUGCCGCAUCCGCAGUAACUACGCCUCUAGACGUGAUAAAGACAAUCUUACAGACAAGGACGCUGGUUGCGCGGAAUCCUUCUGAAGCUCCGAUUGCAGGUAUCAUUGAUGCCGUUGGCCGGGUUUGGCGAUCAGCAGGACCCGCAGGAUUUAUCAAAGGAAUCGUUCCAAGAAUCCUUGUACACAUGCCUUCUACGGCAAUUUGCUGGACAACCUACGAGUACUUUAAGUACUUUCUGUAA
Molecule: messenger RNA, 786 nt
Organism: Mitosporidium daphniae
Lineage: Eukaryota; Fungi; Microsporidia
Exons: 1
Coding region: 1-786 (261 amino acids)
Biological process (GO): iron import into the mitochondrion
Cellular component (GO): mitochondrial membrane
Molecular function (GO): ferrous iron transmembrane transporter activity
Source: RefSeq, a predicted model, not a curated record